GUUGGGAUGACACCUUAGCCUGAUUUCAAGAGAUUCUUCGAACUUCCUUUGGAGCUCCGGGAGCUGAUGUACUCCUUUGCAGUCGUUACAAGAGGCGCAAGCGGAGUCAUGCUGACCCCAUUGGCCAUAACCAACCGCCAUCUUGAUGAGCUUUGGCGCCGUUUCAAAAGAGAAAUAAAGAGCCUAUUACCAAAUGGCUUACAGCCCCGCCAACCUCCUACGUACUUGUCGCCAGAUCAAAGUAGAGGCAGCGAAGUUCUUCUUCGAGCAGAACCACUUCGUCAUCGAUCCUGACUUUUGGUCCGCUCAGGAGACAUGGCUGGUGUCAGAGGUCGAAAAACUUACAACGAACCCCUUUCUAGCUUCCGCCUCAGAGCAACUUCGCAUUCUACACUUCAGGAGCUGGCCUAGCCUGAAUUUUUCCUCGCGCAGGAUUCCUAUAGACCUCACUACCGAAACGGCUGCCCGAGCAUAGCAUGUUGGAACGCUCAUGCCAGCUCUAGUAUUUCCCGCUGGCCCGGCAAAUGGCGCUGCGCCGUUCUCCUCGUUAUUUGCAACGCGUUUCGACUCGAGUCUAAAUCCUAUCGUAGCGCUGCCGAA
Messenger RNA from Mytilinidion resinicola, 600 nucleotides. RefSeq lists its product as uncharacterized. The record is from RefSeq and is a predicted model, not a curated record. NCBI's taxonomy places the organism in Eukaryota, Fungi, Ascomycota, Dothideomycetes, Mytilinidiales, Mytilinidiaceae. The transcript has a single exon. Bases 194 to 475 code for a protein of 93 amino acids.